Molecule: messenger RNA, 2520 nt
Organism: Hirundo rustica (Barn swallow)
Lineage: Eukaryota; Metazoa; Chordata; Aves; Passeriformes; Hirundinidae
Gene: CWH43
Product: cell wall biogenesis 43 C-terminal homolog
Exons: 16
Coding region: 49-2154 (701 amino acids)
Biological process (GO): GPI anchor biosynthetic process
Cellular component (GO): endoplasmic reticulum
Source: RefSeq, a predicted model, not a curated record
CCGCUGACAGGGACGCAGCCCCCGCCGAGCCGGGCGGCGCCGGGGGCGAUGUUUCCUCUCUGGAAGGCCGUUCUCUCGGAGAGUCUCUUGGGUUACAUUUCUUGGUCUCUUUACCAUGCACUGCCACCAAUGAUCUACUACUUCCCACUUCAGACACUGGCACUCACAGGCAUAGAAGUUUUUGCUGUUGCCUUCUUUUCCCCGAUACUCUUGACAAUUGGCCCGUUUUGGAGGCUGGCUAACAAUGAGUAUGUCCUGGCCUUUCUGAGGUUAAUUAUGGUUGGAAGCUUAGCAUCAUACCAUGCACCAAAUGCUUCAAUUAGACUGCUCAUCUUGGCUGCUGGUGUUUCUUCUUCAUUGCUAGCUCAAACAGUAACGUGGUGGUCAGGAAACAGUUUACAAAGGUUCAUCAGGAUAUGGGGCUUCAUGCUAGGCAAGAUAAUGCUCCUUGUUCUUCGUAUCCUGUACACAUCACUUAAUCCAGUCUGGAGCUCACAAACUGCCAAUACUCUCAUACUGACAAUUGGUUUUGUAGCAGCAGUGGAGCGAAUUCAUUCAGGUGGAGAAAAGAGGAAACAAGAAACAAACAAAACUGGUAAUGUGGUUAGAGAGACUGCUUCCCAUCCUCAUUGGUUUUUAUCAGGGAUUGCUUUUGGCAGCCUCAUGUUCCUCACUCUGUGGAUCUUCGGGGAGGUUUCAUUAAUUUCUAGGUGGGCAGUAAGUGGACAUCCCCAUACAGGUCCAGAUCCUAAUCCAUAUGGAGGUACAGUUCUGUUGGGCCUUGCUCAUGGACUGAUGCUUUCAUUUUGGAGCUGGUCUUCCAUCAUCAGUUUUGCCUUGUUUAUCAUAGGUUUGGCAUCUUCAGCUGGUCUCCUUUAUUUACAUACCUGGAGUGCUGCUGUUGCAGGCAACAUUCUUGGUAUCUUUACCAUGUGUGUGUGGCCUCAACUAGCUGGACGCUUUGUCAGCUGUUUGCAUCCUGGGAAAGCCAUGAGUACAGCCAUGUUUGCUUAUGUUCUUGAAUUAUUCUUCUGUGUCUGGUGUACAGCUUAUAAAUUUGUACCUGGAGGAGUUUACAUUCGAGAAAGUUCCCAUCUUCUUCUAGGUUUUAUAAUGUUAUGUAUUGGGGUAGACUUUCUAACAGGACCCAAGAAAGACCUUAGCUCUGUCUUUGAAGUGAAAAGCAAUCAAAAACCAUUCUUCAAAAGGAGUAAAAACUACAUUAAACUAUUAUUGUGGCUGUUUGUUGGUGUCGGCUUGCUUGGAUUGGGUUUACGUUAUAAAACUUACCAGAAGAAGUUGGGCCAAGGGGUUCCAAAAAGAGAUUUCUCUGCUAUGAUCUGGCCAUUUAGAUUUGGAUAUGACAAUGAAGGAUGGUCUAAUUUGGAAGGAUCAGCUAAUUUGCUUAAUCAGACAGAAGCAGAUUUUAUCACUAUUAUAGAGAGUGAUGCCUCUAAACCAUUCAUUGGAAACCAUGAUCCAACAAUGUGGCUAGGAGAAAGACUGGGAUUUUAUACAGAUUUUGGUCCAAGCACAAGAGAUCACACUUGGGGGAUUAUGGCACUGUCUAGGUAUCCAAUUGUAACAUCAACCCAUCACCUCCUUCCAUCACCAGAGGGAGAGAUUGCACCUGCCAUCUCCCUGACUGUCAACUUCACAGGGAAGCUGGUUGAUUUUGUUGUUGCUCACUUCGGAAAUGAAGAAGAGGACUUGGACAGAAAACUCCAAGCAAUAGCUGUUUCAAACCUACUGAAGACUAGCUCUAAGCAAGUUGUAUUUCUAGGAUAUAUCACUUCAGCUCCUGGAUCCAGAGACUAUACUGAAUUAAUAAGAAAUGGAAAUGUGCAGGAUAUUGACAGUACAGAUCGGGACAGAUGGUGUAGCUAUAUUAUGUAUCGUGGAGUAAUUAGGCUGGGUUAUGCCCGUAUAUCUCAUGCUGGUUUAAGUGAUUCUGAAGUCCAGAUGGCCAAAUUUAGAAUCCCAGAUCACGUGGACAGCUAUGUUGACAAUGACAGAAUUGUCACUGAUCCCAGUCAAGUUCCUGAGGACAUCCAUUUCAAUCCCAGGUUUGGAUCUUAUAAAGAUGGACAUAAUUAUAUGCCUAUUCAUCACUUUCAUAUGAGCACUCCUAAAUAUUUUAAACGGACAAAUUAGAGCAAGAAAAUAAAAAUUGAGACCAACAAGAAAGGUUUGUUGCUUGAAACUGAAUUGGCAGCCAAAAAGACUACACUGUUUAAGGAUGAGCAACUCGCAUGCUGCACAACACUGUGAAUGUCUAUGUAAUAACUGGUGACUUUCCUCUUUAAUGAGCUGCUAUCGCUGUGAGGGAGGGAAGACGCAUGAAUUCUGGUAAACUGGUAUCUACCCUGGGCAGAUACCUGCUUUGUAUGCAACAAAGCAAGGGGGGGAACUUGCUUUGGCAGCAACUUCUUCAGCUUUUGUGGAGGUAUCAUAUAUCAUGAAGUUUCAGAGUGCUAUUGCUGCUACUGCAAUAAAAAGCUUGGCCUUAGGUUUUUCAAA